This is a messenger RNA of Malassezia restricta, 816 nucleotides long. RefSeq names its product pyridoxal phosphate phosphatase PHOSPHO2. Bases 1 to 816 code for a protein of 271 amino acids. The transcript has a single exon. Gene Ontology annotation, molecular function: phosphatase activity. The record is from RefSeq and is a predicted model, not a curated record. NCBI's taxonomy places the organism in Eukaryota, Fungi, Basidiomycota, Malasseziomycetes, Malasseziales, Malasseziaceae.
AUGGUCGAUCAAAAGACAUUGGCUGUGCAUUCCGUGGUGUUAGAAGACCCACCAUUAGAUUUUGACGCACUCCCACCCGUGUCUUCGCAGCUAGUCGUAUUUGACUUUGACUGGUCUCUCGCGGACCAGGACACGGAUCGAUGGAUUCACGAGCUCUUGUCACCCCGACUGCGCAUCGAAUUUGUCCAAAAGAUUUCGACCAUGCAAUUCACUGACAUGUGCGCCUACCUAUUGGAAGAGCUGCACAAAGAGGGACACACGCCUGAGGCCAUUCAAGAAGCUCUACGGGCCAUGCCUAUGCACCCCGCCAUGAUCCGCGGCGUGCGCUCGCUGCAGUCCCAUCACCAUGGCACCGACUUUCUCCUUCUUUCCAACUCGAAUGAAGUAUAUAUUCAUACGAUUCUGCCAAGCAAGGGCCUCGCCGAGCCACCUCUCUUUACAGAAAUUGUCACGAAUCCUGCGCACUGGGAGCCCAAUGGACUGCUGCGUCUGCGGCGACGCAUCUCGCCAGACGGGCCACAGCAUGCGUGCAAGGUAGGAUGCAGUGCGAACAUGUGCAAGGGUGAUGAGCUUGACGCAUUUAAGCAGCGCCAUGCCGACCGCAAGUACGAGCGCAUUGUCUAUGUCGGCGACGGUGGAAACGACUUCUGCCCCGUCAAGCGUCUCGGCCCGAACGACGUAGCAUUCGUCCGUCGGAACCGUGGCCUGGCCCGGCGGAUCCUCCAGGAGGGCGGCGUGCAGUGCAUGGUUCGCUAUUGGACAGGCGCAUGGGAAGCUGAGCAACUCCUCAACCUCCUGUGUCCCCCACGCCCCUGA